AUGGCCGCCCCUGAAGGAUCUGUCAGCAUCAUGUCCGAGUCACUGGGCGGGACUUCAAACACGCAGCUCAACAGUGCCUCGGGCGACGUUUACCCCAGAUAUGUGAUUUGUAUCGACUAUGGUACCACGUACACCGGAGCGGCAUGGAUCCUCGCCCAAGGUCCGAAUUCCAAGUUCUCCGAUAUCCGAAUCGUCCAGAACUGGGUCGGCGGCCUCGGAGCCAAGGUGCCGUCGGUGCUCACCUACUCGGCAAGUUCGAGCCAGAAAUGGGGCUACGACAUCGGCGACAGCGUCUAUGCCAUCCGGUGGACCAAGCUGAGGCUCGAGGUGCCGAAGCGCGUCGAUGCGCUCAAGUCGAUGAAGCACACGCUCCAGGAGGCCGACAUGCUCAACUUCGGCCCCGGCAAGCCGCAGUCGGACAUUCCGCGGCACCUGAUAAAGACUUCGGCAGACAUCGUGCUCGACUAUCUCAAGGAGGUGCUCCAUCAAGUGCGCGUCGACAUCGAGAACGUCCGCGACAGGACGCAGCUGGAGCAGUUCCCCCUGGACGUGGUCAUCACGCACCCUGCAGUCUGGGACGACCGGGGCAAAAACCUCAUCUUCCGAGCUGUCACGUCUGCCUUCUGGGCUGCUUUCGGCGAUGUCAAAGUGAGGCUGGGCUGCCUCCGCCUCGCCUCCGAGCCCGAGGCAUGUGCGCAGUACACGGUGCAAGCAGCCCGGGCCCAGCAAACGGUCAGCGAGCAUCAGCUCCGGGUCGGCGAGUGUUUUAUCGUCGUCGACGCUGGCGGAGGAACCGUCGACCUGGUGUCGUACCGCAUCGACCAGCUCUCCCCGUUCAAGAUCGCUAAAGUCACAGCGGUGUCAGGCGGCAGCUUCGGGGCAACCAAGAUCGACAACUGCUUCCUGCAGGAAUUCCUCCCCAACCGGCUCAGUCCCGCGUGCUACACGAAGCUCCUGAACAUGGGAGGAGCCAGAGAACGGUACGGGCGUGCGAACCAUACCGUCCUUAAGCGCGGCGAGCAAAUCAUGUUGGAGAGAUUCGAGGUCAUCAAGCGCGAGUUCGAGGGCCGCGAACCCGGACCCGCAGGACAGCAGCCCCAGUAUUUCAUUCUAGAUUUGCCCCCGGAUAUCGGCGCAAUGGACGACCCGUCUAGAGGUAUUGUGGGAGGCCAGCUCUUUAUCAGCGGUGAGGACAUGGAAGAAAUGUUCAAGGAAUGCGUCGGCGGCAUCAAGCAGCUCAUCGAGGAGCAGCUGUUACAGGUGGUAACCAAGCGGCGGACUGUCCGGACCAUCUUCCUCUCGGGUGGCUUUUCCCACAGCGAGUAUCUCAAGAAGUGCGUCAACGAUCUCGCCCGCUCGUGGCGCUUCGAGCUGUUGCGAAGCGACGAGUGCUGGACUGCCGUGGCGCGGGGCGGCGUCUUGCUGGGCCUUGGUCUGAACUGCAAGGUUCCUCCUCCGGUCGUCCAGAUGCCGUACAGCCUAGGCCUUGUCACCUCCAAGCGGUUUGCCUUGUACGACCACAAGCCACAGCAGAGAUACGAAGACUCGCUGGACGGGGUGGAACGCGCCCGCGACCAUGUCGAGUGGUUUGCCUUCAAGGGCGACCUGAUCCGGCAUGACAAGCCAACUGAGAAGACCAUCAGGCUCGUCAGGAAGCUCACCCCCUUGAGCCCUCGAGCUGGGAGGAUCACCAUCAUUAUCUCCGCGACCGACGACGACCUGCAACACGUCAACCUCGGGGAUAUCUCACCCGGGGAGGUGUCGAUGGACUUCGACCUCAGCACAAUUCCGCCAGAUGUGCAUCAACGGGUGGCGCAGACCGUGACUAACCGCGGGAAGGAGUACGAGAUUAUCCAGUUGCAGCUGGACGUCUCCAUCAACCAAGAACGUGCUGAUAUUGGUUUGAUGUGUGGCAAGACCACCGACGGGACGGGGCGGAUGGGCGUGAACGGGUUCCACCUCGGGAACUGCGAUCCAUUCUCUCUCAAAUGGGUCGAGCUCAUGAACAUGAGCACGUCCGAGUGGAACAUCGGCCCGCUUCCCCCCAAUGUCGUCGCGAUUCCCGGCCCGCUCAAUGCGAGCUCUGACUCCUUCCCACCCGGCUCGCUCGUCAUCGAAAACGCAUCCCACGCCAGCGCCGGUUCGAUCGAAACCGAAAAGGUCAUUUUCGGCGCAACGAGCGGGCUCGUUAUCUCGUGGGCAGCCUGUUGGCUCGUGUGGCACUGGAAGAAAGGCACGUUGCUCUCGCCGCGGGGCUCCAGACUUGCAUCACCAGACCUCGGCCGCACCGUCUACCUGGACGGGGGGGAGACGGCUGCCGCCGCCGACGGCAGCACGCUGGAGCUUGGCGCCAUGGGGGACGGGUUUAUCCAGGCGAGAAAAUUCGAGGCCGAGCUGGAAGCCUACUACGAAAAUGUGCGGACCGAGCUGGAGAUGUAUGAGAAGAAGCUAGACGCCGAUGAUGUUGAGCCAGAGGAUGUGGAAGCUGGCACGGAGCUGUUGCGCAGGAGGUACGAGACCCAGCUUGGCAUCUACGGAGUGCAGAAUUCGCACGAGGUGACACGAGAGCAAAGGAAUCAGAGGGCCGUGGAAAGCGACGCGUUGUUGGCCGACUUCAGAAAGCUGGUGGUGAGCUGGAACGGCCAGCAGAGCAUUGCGAGAUGGAGCCCAGAAGAGCUGGACGAGCUGAGGCAAUUGAAGGCGUUGCUGGGGACCACUUCCGAGAACCAAUAUGGAUAG
Lasiosphaeria miniovina is the source of this 2739-nucleotide messenger RNA. RefSeq lists its product as uncharacterized. Lineage: Eukaryota; Fungi; Ascomycota; Sordariomycetes; Sordariales; Lasiosphaeriaceae. The coding region runs from base 1 to 2739 and encodes 912 amino acids. The transcript has 4 exons. The record is from RefSeq and is a predicted model, not a curated record.